AUGAUGCCCAUGAGGUCACAUACGGCCGACUCUUUGCCCACAUUGGGAGACACCCUCGGCAGGAUCAGCAGCGACGAUAACUCAAAUCCGGUCCUGGUGCUGCCCCAACGAUUCGAUCGGCAAUGCAGCAACCCCAUCGUGACGGCGUUGUCACCGGCCCCUAGCCCCAGACCAGCCCAACCCCAGCGGGAAAAGUCCCACCUUCGACUAAGAAGCGAUUCGGGCCUGGCAUUGCACACAAAUCAGCCUCCCUUCCGCCAACGCGCACACUCUAACUCGGGCUUCCUUAGCCCAGAUCUGGGCGGGUUCGUGACCAACGGCAAGGUCCUCCCAGACUUCUUCGAACCAGCCAUGGUCAAACUGGCAUUCUCCAACAAAGAGACGGUUGAAGAGUAUUCUCGGGCGCUCGGAGAUAUCAUUUCCUCCAUGAGCUACAUAUCCUCGAAUUUUACCGGCACGACCGCAACCUCACCGCUCGAGCUCUCGUCAGAGGUGGCUAGUGCUCUCAAGUCAAACAUCAAGUACUGCGCAGGAGCAGCGCUGCCCGCCCUUGACAAAGUUUACCAGGAGGCGAAAGCUACGGCGGAGGACCGAUUAUCUCGGAGUCUUUACCCGGAAUUUGUCAAAUACCAGCUCUCUCGGUGUCUGACGACUUCGUUAACGCCAAACCGUUCCCUGACCGGCGAGGUCAAUACUCCUUACCCCGGUCUCGCCGAGGCCUUCUGCCUUACGGACCCCCAUAAGCCCGACAAUCCUGUCAUCUUCGCCUCCGACGGGCUAUUGUCUAUGUCGGGCUAUUCGCGAAGACAACUGGUUGGUCAAAAUUGCCGCCUCCUUCAGGGGAUCGGUACCGACGGGGAGGCGGCAUUCCGGCUCAGCCAAGCCGUAGGGGCUGGAAGAGAGGCUACCGAGCUACUCAUCAAUUACCGCCCCGACGGAACACCCUAUUGGAACCUCUUAUUUAUUUGUCCUCUGAUGGAGAAUGGGAGUGUGCGGUAUUUCCUUGGCGCUCAGGUUAACAUAUCGGAGAAUCUGGGGUCCGAUUACAAGGAGAUCAUGUCUGUCUUGAACUCUGGCCGACCUCUAGAGGAACAACCCGCGCUAUCCCCCGAAUCUCCUACAUCCCCGGGUUGGCCGGCACAGCAGAGUUCCGACAAACUAGAACUCGUCCAUGCAAAUGACCAACAAAAAGAGAAGCCAGGUUCCCGCCGCCGGCGCUUCUUCGGCCGCUUCCACCGAAAACCACCGUCCUCGCGUGCCUCUUCCCCCUCGCGCGCCAGUACGGUGUCCGAGCCCGCAGACGACAGCCCACCACCCGUCACACCCUCCCGGUACUGCCCUCCCCUCAGUCCCCUCAGCCCACAUAUGGAGCUGCAUCAGCCCCGCCCGUCCGAACAGCAACUCGACGAAAACAGCACGCCAUACUCUCGCUUCCUAGUCAUGCGCUACAGCGACUCCCGCCCACCCUCGGCGAGCCAACACCACCGCUCACAGUCCCGCAGCCGACGACUCACCCGCGACGAGCGCGGCCGCAGCGGCGGCACCCCGCGGCUCCCCGUAUCCUUCUGCUCCUCGCACGCCCUCGCCCUGCUCGGCCUCAAGACCCAGUCGGAGCCCCAGCCCCACGACCCCGAGGCCUCCCUCCUCGGCUGCGACAUCUUUGCCGUGCUGUCCUCGCACCUCGGCUCGCCCACCGUCAACCGCGCCUUCAAGGCCGACGUGCUCGCCCGGCUCGCCCGCGGCGAAAGCAUCACCACCGACCUAAUGGCGCGCGCGAACGGCAGCGGCGGCGGCGGCGGUCUCGGGACGGAGGGGUCGGCGGUGGGGGUUGGGAUCGGCGGCGGUCGGCACCCGGGCGCGGUGAGGGUGCCGCCGCCGCCGAAGACACCUACUGCGGCGGGGCCGGCUAUCCAGAUUAAUGGCGCUGCUGCUACGUCGGGGUCGGCCACGUCGUCGGGGGAGGCCUUGGUCGGGGAGGCGAGGCCGCCGAGGGCUGGUGCUGCGCUGGGUCGCGGGGCGGGGUUCUUUAUCCCUCCCCGCAAGUAUUCAACAGGGACGACCAAGACCAGGCGGGUAGCUCAACGGUUACUGCCCGCGGUGGUCCCGCCCACGGGCAGCUAG
Chaetomium fimeti is the source of this 2121-nucleotide messenger RNA. RefSeq lists its product as uncharacterized. The coding region runs from base 1 to 2121 and encodes 706 amino acids. Lineage: Eukaryota; Fungi; Ascomycota; Sordariomycetes; Sordariales; Chaetomiaceae. The record is from RefSeq and is a predicted model, not a curated record. Gene Ontology annotation, cellular component: nucleus. The transcript has 4 exons.